Jaculus jaculus (lesser Egyptian jerboa) is the source of this 432-nucleotide messenger RNA. RefSeq names its product acyl-protein thioesterase 1-like. The coding region runs from base 1 to 432 and encodes 143 amino acids. Gene Ontology annotation, cellular component: cytoplasm. Gene Ontology annotation, molecular function: carboxylic ester hydrolase activity; palmitoyl-(protein) hydrolase activity. The transcript has a single exon. NCBI's taxonomy places the organism in Eukaryota, Metazoa, Chordata, Mammalia, Rodentia, Dipodidae. Gene Ontology annotation, biological process: protein depalmitoylation. The record is from RefSeq and is a predicted model, not a curated record.
AUGGCUAGGCCUUCCUGGUUUGAUACUAUUGGGCUUUCACCAGAUUCUCAGGAGGAUGGAUCUGGAAUUAAACAGGCAGCAGAAAAUGUAAAAGCCUUGAUAGUUCAAGAGGUGAAGAAUGGCAUUCCUUCUAACAGGAUUAUUUUGGGAGAAUUUUCUCAGGAGGAGCUUUAUCUCUGUACAUCGCAACAGAAAGGGGCGGGUGGCGCUACACUCAGUUGUUUGCUUCCACUUUGCUCUUCACUUACACAGGGUCCUAUCAGUGGCAUCAACAGAGACAUUUCUAUUCUCCAGUGUUGUGGAGAUAGUGACCCUUUAGUUCCCUUAAUAUUUAGUUCUCUGAUUGUUGAGAAACUAAAGACACUGGUAAACCCAGUGAAUGUAACCUUCAAAAUGUAUGAAGGCAUGAUGCACAGUGUCAACAGAAAAUGA